AUGAGCGAAAGUCGAAACGACAGUGGAGGUACGACGGGAAACCGUCGCCGCCAAGGAGAAGAUGAAGAAGACGUCGAGGAAAUCGACAACCGGCUGAUCGACCGUGUCGACAGCAACGGGACCAAGAAGCUCGGCGCCGUCGCGUCCGACCUGGCCUCGGUCUGGAAUAGGAUAGUUGGAGGUCACUCUCAGAUGGAAGUACGAGAUUCCAACGUCAAUAUGACGUUCAGCCAUUUGCCCACUAGUGAAAUGGUGGACCAUGCCAUUAGGGAGCAUGAUCGGUACGGUAAAGAUUUCGACCAAGUCGACGUCUUUCACUUUUACCACAAGAAUGACAGUAGGAAGGACGACCUAGAGGAACUCAGGCUCCUUGCCAUCGAGAACCCCAGGCAGCCGCCAGCAAAAAGACCGCGGAACAGGGAAAAUGUAAUGAUGAUCGGCCGUCGGUCCCAAGUGGACAUAGACCAUUCGGUCGCUAUGACGAACCCGACAUCCGACACGGGUGGUCCUAUGGACCCCCGCCCAUACCACUUCCAGGGCUAUGCCGGGCCCCAGGGUGCACAAUACAACCCGCCUUACAACCCGACACCCAAUACGGGAUUCCACUCGAGUGGUCCCAUGGAUCCCCGCCCGUACCACUUCCAGGGCUCUGGCGAGCAUCAUCGUCAGACGAGCCAUGCCGGGCCUCAGGAUGUACGGCCCGUCCAGCCCUCAUGGAAUGGUCCACCUGCCCGUGUCGGGUCCCAGGAUGCACGAUUCAAUCCGUCCCCUUCUGAUCGUCAGUCCAGCUAUGCCGGGUCUGAGAGUGGGCGGUCUAGUGCGUCCCGUCGGAGUCGUUCCCGGCGCAGUGAUGGCGGCUCGUGGCGUGGACGGGCCGGCGGGGCCCGUCGGGACGAUCGUAGGUCAAGGCCCCCCAUCGGCGGCGUGCUCACGACGGUUGGUGGCAUCGGCAAUUACGCCGUCAAGAUGGUGAAGGCCGGCACACAGCGGCGCCACCAUGACUUCACCAACCAACGGAGGGCCCCUCCAUGGGUCGGCAUCGUUGACAUGUCGCGGGAUCAUCAGGAGACGCUGCAGAUCAAGUUCGGUCCCGUCUUUGAGGGCCGGGAUGCCCGCUUCAACCCGAAAAACAUCUGCGCCAAGUGCGGCCAUAUUGGCCACUGGUUGAGUGACUGCGCGUUCCCCGACGACUCGGGAUUUCUCUACGGCUGUCCUGUUCACAACUCGAGGUCGCACUCGUUCGACGACUGCCCUGACCUUCACAAAUUGACAGAGAGCCAGAUCCUGUGGCUGCUCGUUGAGCUCCGGGGCAACAAAGCGCCCAUCCGCACCAACAUCUCUUGGUCGGAGCGCCUCAGACAGGCCAUUGAGCAAGAUAAGUGGACCAGUCAUGAUGCUCCCCUGCCACUGACGUCCGCCUUCGUCUCCGCCAAGGUGCGUGGCUCAAAGGGUGGUCACGACUGGCUUCGGUUCAACUACGCCAAGCAGACCAACGGCAGUCUGCCCAGUGACCCCGUCACCCGAGGCCCUCAUGCAGAGGUUCUCAAGAACGCCGCCCUCGACCAAGAGGUUCACGCGCCCACGAUUCACAGAAAAAGGGGCAAUGCUGGACGCCGCGCGGAGGAGACUAAUGACCGAAAUGAGACGGCCAGUGUCCGAAGCGAGACCCAGGAGGUGGAGGAUGGUGACACAUCUCAUCCCCAUGAGGAAGAGUCCCGGGAUAUUCCCGAUGCUGUGGUUACCACAGAGGAUGUCGAGAUGGGAGAGGCUAAUGCUGAGGCCCAAGCCCAUGGCGAAACCCCGGCCAGCGUUGUUGAGGGAAAGCCGGUGUCGGCGCACGAAGGUUUUGUCAAUGCUCUUUACGAAGAGGACGAGAUCGAAUUCAAUGAAGAGGACAACACCUGCUAUUAG
Messenger RNA from Colletotrichum destructivum, 1911 nucleotides. Its product is annotated as Putative Zinc finger, CCHC-type. Gene Ontology annotation, molecular function: nucleic acid binding; zinc ion binding. The coding region runs from base 1 to 1911 and encodes 636 amino acids. The record is from RefSeq and is a predicted model, not a curated record. Lineage: Eukaryota; Fungi; Ascomycota; Sordariomycetes; Glomerellales; Glomerellaceae. The transcript has 2 exons.